AUGGAAGCUGAGAUCAGAACCCAGAUCCCUAGCAUCGAUCCCAUCCUGUCAGAGUACUCGGUGGGGUACUUGACCCAUGCCGCCAAUUCGUUUUCUUCCGACUCGGACCCCAAUGCCCCUUCCCCGCUCGAAGAAGCUGCCGCUACUGUAGCUGCCCUGCUUCUAUCUGCUUCUGGAAACCUGUCAAAAGAAAAUGAGACAGCCAUCACGAAUCUGGUUGAGAAGUUCAUCUCACGCCUCAAUGCAGCAAACGGCACAGACGGCGAACGCCGUCAGAUGGCUCCCUCGGCAAAGAAGCUUGACCAAGCAGUCCACGUGGGCUCCUCAAAGAACAUGUCCGCGACCCUGGGUCUGUCAGGCGGCACUGUUGAUCUUGAGUCAGCCAACACACGUAAGGUAGAGUCGAGGGUCGACCGAAAGAAGCUCGAGAAAGCCGAACGUAAACUGCGUGCCAAGCAAGACCGCAAAGAGUUCAAGAACGUCGAAUAUGAGGCAUCCAAGUUGCUCGACAUUCCCAAUGAGACUCAGAGCUAUGAAGAGUUUUACAUGGCUGUCAAUCCUCUGCAGGUGGGUAGUGACUCUGCCAACAAGAGUAAGGAUAUCAAGAUUGACAGCUUUGACGUCUCUAUGCCUGGUCUGCGUAUCCUGACUGAUGCCUCUCUGACAUUGGCGUAUGGUCGACGAUAUGGUCUGGUCGGUCAGAACGGUAUCGGUAAAUCUACGUUGCUUCGAGCUCUUGCUCGACGUGAAGUCUCGAUUCCUACACAUAUCUCCAUUCUCCACGUAGAGCAAGAGAUCACUGGUGAUGACACUCCUGCCCUCCAAGCUGUCUUGGAUGCAGACGUCUGGCGAAAGCACCUUCUUAAGGAGCAAGAGAAAAUCACCAAAGAACUCAAUGAGUUGGAAGCAGAACGCUCUUCAAUGGCAGACACAUCUGCAGACGCCGCAAGGCUUGACAAGCAGCGUGAAGGUCUCGACACAACUCUCAGCGAUGUCCACGCCAAGCUUGCGGAGAUGGAAUCUGACAAAGCAGAGUCCAGAGCGGCAAGUAUCCUCGCUGGUCUUGGUUUCUCAACCGAGCGUCAACAGUAUGCCACAAAGACCUUCUCUGGAGGAUGGAGGAUGCGUUUGGCUUUGGCAAGAGCUCUGUUCUGCGAGCCCGACUUGCUACUCCUCGAUGAACCGUCUAACAUGUUGGACGUCCCAUCUAUCACCUUCUUGGCGAACUACCUCCAGGACUACCCGAGCACAGUGUUGGUCGUAUCCCACGACAGAGCUUUCCUCAACGAGGUCGCCACCGACAUCAUCCACCAACACUCCGAGCGACUCGACUACUACAAGGGUGGUAACUUCGACUCCUUCUAUGCCACCAAGGAAGAGCGACGCAAGACUGCGAAGCGCGAGUAUGAGAAGCAAAUGGCAGAACGUGCGCAUUUGCAAGCUUUCAUCGACAAGUUCAGGUACAAUGCUGCCAAAUCUUCUGAGGCUCAAUCCAGAAUCAAGAAGCUGGAACGUAUGCCGGUCCUGCAGGCACCAGAAGCGGAGUACACGGUCCACUUCAAGUUCCCUGAAGUGGAGAAGUUGUCGCCUCCUAUCAUUCAAAUGAGCGGUGUUUCUUUCGGUUACAGCAAGGACAACAUCCUCCUGAAAAACGUCGAUCUCGACGUGCAGCUCGACUCACGUAUCGGCAUUGUCGGUCCCAAUGGUGCUGGAAAGACAACAGCUUUGAAGCUGCUCAUUGGCGCACUGACGCCUACAUCUGGUCUGAUCUCGCAGAACCCUCGACUUCGAGUAGGCUUCUUCGCCCAGCACCACGUCGAUGCUUUGGACUUGAACAAUAGUGCUGUAGGAUUCAUGGCCAAGCAAUACCCUGGCAAGCCGGAUGAAGAGUACCGUCGUCACCUGGGCGCUUUCGGUAUCACCGGUAUGACGGGCCUCCAGAAGAUGGCGCUGCUGUCCGGAGGUCAAAAGUCGCGUGUUGCUUUCGCCUGCCUCGCCUUGACCAACCCACACAUUCUCGUUCUGGACGAGCCUUCCAACCACUUGGAUAUCGAAGCUAUGGACGCUCUGUCAGAAGCGCUGCAGAAGUUCCAGGGUGGUGUGCUGAUGGUUAGUCACGAUGUCACGAUGUUGCAGAACGUAUGCACAAGCUUGUGGGUGUGUGACAAUGGUACGAUUGAGCACUUCGACGGUUCGGUGCAGGCGUACAAGCGCAGAAUCACAGCACAGGCCAACGAGGCUGGUGUUGCUUCCAGAUCAGACGGCUUGUCCGUAUCCACUCUUUUGUCCCCAAACUCCAGCGACAGCGACACGUCCCGCCCACCGUACACAGUCACAGCACCCGCGAGGGACGCCGCAGUAUUGACGACAGCUGGCGAAUCACCGUACCCCCCUUCCUUCUCGUCUCUCUUCUUCCCCUCUGAGGAUCCCGUCGAGGCGCGCAACAAGCCCAACGAACCCACACAGCGCAAGGCACCGCCUGCGUUUGCACCAGCACCUUCAUUCACCGAGUCGGCAUCCUCAGCAGCCACCGUUGCAGCGACCAAAGCAGUCCUACCGCGCGAUACCAAAGCCGGCUCUAGCAACAAAGAUAUCGACGACGGAGAACCGCCGCCGCCCUACACCGAAGGAACCAGCCCGCUUGAUUCAUUCACUUACGUCAUGGCUUCAGCAGGAGGUCCCGCGAGUAUCAUUACUCAAGUCUCCCAGACAAGUCAAGGGCCCCCAAUCAAUGCCUUGGGUGGAGGUUCAGAUGAGAACAUCACUCUGGAGUUGAGAGGAACACGCUUCACCUUGUCGCGCGAUGAGCUCCUGACUCUGCCCGAAUUCGUCCUCCUCUCCCUGUUCCCCAACGGUCUCCUCCCUGAUGGCCACAUGAACUCGUACCAUGAUGGCGAUGUGUAUCCUGUCGACGUGGGUAAACCUGAUUCCUCCCCUCCUCCCCACCUCCCCAUGGGCACACUAGCCAAGAUCAUGUUCCACCUCUCCAAUCCCGCGAUAUAUUUAUCUGACAAUCUCUAUCCUUCACAGUACGACCCAAACUCCCUCCAGUACAUGCUCGAGUUCUUCCGCAAUGUAGCCCAGACGAUCCCUGCGUCGCCUCCUUCGCCGACUGCUGCCCCCGACCACGCUGCUGAAGCAGUGCCCAUCGAGCCCAUGCACGGUUCCGCAAGAGACAUGCUGCAAGAUCGCGCUGGUAUCAUCGUUCUCCGUGAGGACCUAGACUUCUACGUUAUCCCUCCCCACCGCGACAUUGCCCAACCAGAAAUGAUUGAGGUUAAGCGCGCCGCAGGAGAGGCUCUGUUGGGACAAGAGGGUAUCUUCUCCGGUCUUAGGAAGAGCGAGGAGCCUGGAACCACAGAACAGCACCUCAUCGAGAUGCUGACUGCAGGCGGCUUCAACCACGACGAUCACUGGGGCCACCGCGCUGGUGAGCCCAACAAGGCUGUCAUCUGCAGUAUUGCUCUUGCGCGCCUAAGGACCGACAUCAAGGGUAACGAUUUCGCCAAUAGCAACGCCGUUGGUAUGGCACAGAAGCUGUUGCUCUUCUGGAGGAAGCCCGCUCGCCGAUGCUGGUGGGAAGGUGUUGAGCUUGAUAACGUCAGAGGUGUAGAAGGCAAGCUCAAAGUCUGGAUAAGAAGGGUUUGGACGCUCGAGAUGAGCGUCAUCGGUCUGCGUUAA
Macroventuria anomochaeta is the source of this 3681-nucleotide messenger RNA. Its product is annotated as P-loop containing nucleoside triphosphate hydrolase protein. The record is from RefSeq and is a predicted model, not a curated record. Lineage: Eukaryota; Fungi; Ascomycota; Dothideomycetes; Pleosporales; Didymellaceae. Gene Ontology annotation, molecular function: ATP hydrolysis activity; ATP binding. The transcript is spliced from 6 exons. The coding region runs from base 1 to 3681 and encodes 1226 amino acids.